UGACAGGGGGAUGGGAAAUAACUCACUCUCUCGGGAAGUAUGUAAUGUUGUCCCUCAGUUGCGCUCCAUCCUUCAUCCCUGCUCUCAGCUCUGCUCGUGCACGAUGAUCAUUCGGACUCUUUCAGUGUGCGCCUUCCUCUUCGUCGUCUGCUGUUACGCAGAGGUGGUGAGGAGUAAGAGUAAAGUUUGUGCGAAUGUGUUCUGUGGAGCCGGUAGAGAAUGUGCGGUCACAGAGAAAGGACAAGCCACCUGCUUGUGUGUCGAGCAAUGUAAACCACACAAGCGCCCAGUUUGUGGCAGCAAUGGAAAGACGUACCGUAACCACUGCGAGCUGCAUCGAGACGCAUGUCUGACCGGACUCAAAGUACAGGUCGCCCAUGAUGGACAUUGUGAAGAGAAAAAGGUGGAGAAGAUUGUCAACAGUCCAAUCGUUUGUUACCUUGCUGACCGUAAUGAGUUGAGGAGUCAUGUGAUUGAAUGGUUGCAGUCGGAGGUGGAGCCAGAUGGCUGGUUCUCCAAAGGAUCCAACUUCUCAGAUGUCAUGCUCAGAUACUUCCAGAACUAUGAUAAUGGCGACGCUCAGCUGGAUUCCUCAGAAUUCCUGAAGUUUAUUCAGCAAAAUGAGACGGCCAUCAAUAUCACUUCUCCCUAUGCUGAGGAAGAAAACAACCGCCUGCUUAGGAGUCUGUGUGUGGAUGCUCUUAUUGAGCUGUCUGAUGAAAACGCCGACUGGAAACUGAGCUUCGAAGAGUUCCUUAACUGUCUCAGACCUGGAUUCAACCCUCCCGAGAGACAUUGUGCUCUAGAAGACGAGACAUAUGAAGAUGGAGCUGAGACUCAGGUGGAUUGUAACCGCUGUGUCUGUGCCUGCGGGAACUGGGUCUGCACUGCUGUCACCUGUGAUGGUUUAAAUAAGUUACCUGCUCUGGAUGAAAUGGAUGGAGAUGACAAGGAUAUGACAGAAGAAGAAUGGACUCUAAGAGUGGCCGAACUCAAUAAAUUUCAGGGAACUGCGGAGGAGAUGAAAGUGACCACCAAAGAUGUUUAAGAGAAGACGGAGGGGAAAAGGACAAAAUGAGUCCAGAUCUUUAAUCUCAACUAGUUUCAUGAAAUGGGGUGGUUUAAAUGAAUAUUUUCCAUUUUCUUGUUGGUUUUGUUAAUUAAUGCAAUUUAGAUUUUAGGUUUUUUAUCUGUUUGUCAUAUUAUUUGAAGACACUGCAAUAUAACGUUACUGUAAACCAGUUGAAAAUAGUGUUGCUCUACAUUCCGUGUAAUGAUGAUAUUUUUGUAAGGCAAGAAGAACAUGUUUGCUUUACAAGUAAUUUAGUUGGAUAGAUGUUUGAACGCAGCUCAUGUUUGAAUGCAGAUCAUGUUUGAAUGCGUUAUUUAAAACCUAGAUAAGUUAAUGAUAAAUAUGAAACAAUGAACGCAAUUUGAGGAAUUAAUGUAAAUGAAUAAGGACAUUUUAUAGAUAAAGCCUCAUAUCAAAAUGUAUUAUUUUAAAUAAUUGUGGUUGCACGGGGUGUGAAAGUCAAAGACAAAAUCUAUUUUUUUGUCAUGAUUGAUUGGCAAUGUUUUUAUACACGUUUUAUCUUGCAUGAAAAGUAUUUUUUGGAUGGUUAUGGGUUUUUG
Molecule: messenger RNA, 1632 nt
Organism: Triplophysa dalaica
Lineage: Eukaryota; Metazoa; Chordata; Actinopteri; Cypriniformes; Nemacheilidae
Gene: fstl1a
Product: follistatin-like 1a
Exons: 11
Coding region: 11-1048 (345 amino acids)
Biological process (GO): multicellular organism development; regulation of BMP signaling pathway; cell differentiation
Molecular function (GO): protein binding; calcium ion binding
Source: RefSeq, a predicted model, not a curated record